GCGCAAACCCUUCGUCUCCGUAGCACCGCCAUUAGCGAGGAGGCGGGCGAUCGCCAUGGUUUCUCUCAAGCUCCAGAAGCGGCUCGCCGCGAGCGUGCUCAGCUGCGGGAAGGGGAAGGUGUGGCUCGAUCCCAAUGAGGUCAACGAGAUCUCCAUGGCCAAUUCCAGGCAGAACAUAAGAAAGUUGGUGAAGGAUGGCUUCAUUAUCAAGAAGCCCAUGAAGAUCCAUUCACGAUCUCGUGCGCGCAGAGAACAUGAAGCCAAGAAGAAGGGGCGGCAUUCUGGAUAUGGUAAAAGAAGGGGUACGAGGGAAGCUAGGCUCCCUACUAAAAUCCUUUGGAUGCGGAGAAUGAGAGUUCUCAGACGCUUGUUGCGCAAGUACCGAGAAUCAAAGAAGAUAGACAAGCACAUGUACCACGACACCUAUAUGAAGGUGAAGGGUAAUGUGUUCAAGAAUAAGCGGGUGCUUAUGGAGCACAUCCACAAGUCCAAGGCCGAGAAGAUGAGAGAGAAGACACUAUCCGACCAGUUUGAAGCCAAGCGAGCCAAGAGCAAGGCCAGCAGAGAGAGAAAGAUCGCUCGCAGGGAGGAACGGUUAGCUCAGGGUCCAGGAGAACGAGCAGCGGCCCCUACUCAAGCAACAGAGGCUUCUAAGAAGGGGAAGAAGUGAACCUAGAAGAAUGCAGUAAAGACGCACAGAUGAGGUGCAAGGUAGCUUGGCGAAUGCUUUUUGGGUUCUAAAGUCAGAGGAGCUGAGUGUCUUUUUCUUUUUGUGAUAUUUUUGUUUAAUCUUUAUUGCUGAGGUGGUGCCUUUGAGAUAUAAUGACCUCUUAAGUAAGACUUAUCAUCGCAAUAUCUUUCGGGAGUUUUUCCUUGUGUCGGCAGUCGACAUCAUACAUUUGCUGUUAGUGUGUAAUGGUCUCAUAGUUAUUUAAGUGUCAACCACUGUAAAUGCGCUAUGGUUUCCUCGCCUCAUGUACACACUAUUAGAAAAAUCUGUUCUCCUUCAACAUGUUUAAUUCUGUUGAUGCUGCUUCA
Ananas comosus (pineapple) is the source of this 1038-nucleotide messenger RNA. Its product is annotated as 60S ribosomal protein L19-2-like. Gene Ontology annotation, molecular function: structural constituent of ribosome; RNA binding. Gene Ontology annotation, cellular component: cytosolic large ribosomal subunit; ribosome. Lineage: Eukaryota; Viridiplantae; Streptophyta; Magnoliopsida; Poales; Bromeliaceae. The record is from RefSeq and is a predicted model, not a curated record. The transcript has 5 exons. The coding region runs from base 56 to 670 and encodes 204 amino acids. Gene Ontology annotation, biological process: translation.